This is a messenger RNA of Cydia amplana, 2028 nucleotides long. It is a transcript of the gene Pif1, whose product is annotated as ATP-dependent DNA helicase PIF1. The transcript is spliced from 3 exons. NCBI's taxonomy places the organism in Eukaryota, Metazoa, Arthropoda, Insecta, Lepidoptera, Tortricidae. The record is from RefSeq and is a predicted model, not a curated record. Gene Ontology annotation, molecular function: DNA helicase activity; ATP hydrolysis activity. Gene Ontology annotation, biological process: telomere maintenance; DNA repair. Bases 83 to 1996 code for a protein of 637 amino acids.
UGUUUGCGCAUUCUUGCAGUUUCAUUGUAUUAAAUUUAAAAUUUAUGAGAUAAAAACAUUAGUUUGAAUCGCACGUUUUAUCAUGGAGGCUGGGGAUUCGUUUUUGUCUUGUGCAACAACAUUAGAAUGGACGACCCCUCAAGGAUCCAUCCUGAAAAAGGUCAACUACAGAACUGCAUCUCUUCGACUUAUUCGUAAUGAAUUCCGUGAAAUGUAUAUGGAAAUAUCAAGUGAAAAACACGCAGCCAUUCGACUGGCAUUAAAAGGAAUAAACGUGUUCAAAAAGUUCAUGGCUGAAGGCAAGGCAAGUGUAAAGUUCCAAGAGGCGGGAUGCACGCUCUUUAUAUCAAACGCGCCGCCAACAAAUCUCGUGUCAUUUUUAAGGACCAUUUUUGUUAAGAUGACUGGAGAUAAGGAGGCAUCGUCAACGACUACUCCGUCUAAACAAUCUAUGAGAGCUAAGUUGCUCAGUGGGAAAGCACAGUCUUUUGAGGAAAUAAGUCCUAUAACUGUAGCUGAUAUACACAAUGCUAAAAGUAAAAUUCCAAAGUCAACUACAACAACACCUUCUCCUCCUUCAAAAAAGCGAAAGCAUGACGACCCUACAAGGGGCCCUGCACCCAAAAAACUGUAUUCUCCAUCACCACUCACAACAACUAGUUCUUUGAAUCCAGAGCAGCAGAGAGUGUUGGAGGCUUGUCUUGGAGGGAAGAAUGUAUUUUUCACAGGGUCUGCGGGGACUGGCAAAAGUUUUUUGCUAAAAAGAAUUGUUGCAGCGUUACCUCCUGAUGUCACAAUAGCCACUGCCUCUACUGGAGUUGCUGCUUGCCAUGUUGGUGGGACAACACUUCAUGCAUUUGCUGGUAUAGGAGAUGGGAGCGGGUCUAUUGACCACUUGUGUGAGAAAGCAAUGAAACUGCCACUUGUUGCACAAAAGUGGAGAAAGUGUAAACAUUUAAUCAUCGAUGAAAUAUCCAUGGUUGAUGGUGUAUUCUUUGAGAAAUUAGAAGCAGUAGCAAGGCAUGUUAGAAGAAAUGAUAAACCAUUUGGAGGGAUACAGCUCAUUCUGUGCGGAGAUUUCCUACAAUUACCACCAGUAGUUGAAAAGGGGCAGACAGGAAAGAGAUUCUGUUUCCAAACAGCCUGCUGGGAUAAAUGUAUACAGCUGUGCUAUGAACUAAAGCAAGUCCACAGACAAAAGGAUCAAGAAUUUAUAUCCAUAUUAAACAGUAUAAGAAUAGGGAGAGUGACAAAAGAGAUAAGUGACAGGCUUAUAGGUACUGCUAGACAAAAGAUUGAAAGUGAUGGAAUUUUAGCAACAAGACUGUGCUCUCACACAAAUGACUCUAAAAUGAUAAAUAACUCUAAAUUGCAAGAUUUGGAAGGUGAAGAAAAACUGUUUACAUCUCAAGAUAGUGAUAAUGCUAGUAAAACACUUGACAUGCAAACUAUAGCUCCAUCAAAACUGGUCUUAAAAAUAGGAGCACAAGUAAUGUUGCUCAAAAAUAUAAAUGUGAAUUCAGGUUUAGUAAAUGGAGCCAGAGGAGUUGUAGUCAGAUUUGAAGAAGGAUAUCCUGUUGUAAGAUUUAAGAAUAAAAAAGAGUAUACAGCCAGAUCUGAGCGUUGGUAUGUGAAGAAUGCUAGUGGAAGUCUGUUGUGCAGAAGACAAAUUCCAUUGAACUUAGCUUGGGCAUUCUCAAUACAUAAAUCACAAGGUCUUACUUUAGAUUGUGUGGAAAUGUCUCUAUCAAAGAUUUUUGAAGCGGGACAGGCUUAUGUAGCUCUUAGUAGGGCGCAGAGUUUAGACACAUUGCGAGUAUUAGACUUUGAUUCCAGGCAUGUGUGGGCUGACACCAGUGUACUCGAGUUCUACCAAAAAUUCAGGCGCCGUUUACAACAAAUGGAAGUUGUGCCUCUUGGGAGACCUUUGGCUGACAAAACCAACAAAAAAUUAAAAUUAAGAGAAAUUCUUGAGAAACAAAUGAGAAGGAAAUAGUUUAAUUUUAUUAUUGACAAUUUUAAUUAUGA